AGCCCGGCUUGGCCUUGACAGGCAGGGUCGAAGCACACCUCCCGAGGCAAGGCGUGUAGAUCUAGGCUACAUACUACAUGGCAACAACAGCUGUGCUUCUCGUUUCAAUUUAGUGAGUGUAACACAGAGAUUCAGAGCCAUGAGCAACAACGGGCUACCGAAGUUCCUCAGGAUUAUAUCGAGGUAUCAGCGGAGUGUCUUUCAGACAAGAGUUGUCCAACAGACUCAUCUGACCAAAAGACUUCUGUCCUCGUCCCAUCUGAAAAUGGCCGAUACAAAACCCACACGAGAAGAUGCCUUGGCCGCUGUUGGCGCUUACUUACAGAAAGGUCAAGGAGCCGAGUCAACCGCUAAGCUAUAUGACGACACAGCGGACAAGUAUGACCAGUACAUGGAGGCGCUCAAUUUCGGAGGCCCAACCCAACUGGCCAAGUCUGUGAGUGCGUUGAUAGGAGACAGGUUUGACAUCAAAAUCAUCGACAUUGGCGCCGGCUCGGGACUGUCUGGACUUACAGUCUAUCAAGCCGGGUACAAGAACAUUGAUGCUGUGGAUGCCUCUCAGGGAAUUCUUGACGCUGCGAAACAAAAGGGAGUUUACGGGAAGCUGAUGUGUCAACUCGUGGGAGAUACCCCGGGGCUACAUCGUGAACGUGUUCCGUGAGGAAGCGGUCCGUGUGGCGUGGUACGAGGAAGGUUUGGAGCCCUUCAUGAAACAGCUGGAGGCUGAGGGCGUGUGGAAGGAGGAGAAUCGUGAAUAUUUCUCAAACUUCGUAGGCGACGUGCCAGGCAUCGUACUCAUACACAAAGUCCUUUAACUCUACUAACUCCAAGAUUUCGACCUCACCGUCACGCUAUCAAACAUUUAUCAUUCAAGUUUAUCUCUUAGUCUUACCCUGACUAAAAUUGUGCCAUGCAAUCUUUUAUCUCUGUACAAGUGGGCUUCUCUUUAUUUGUUACAGAUAAAAACUGUUUAUCAUUUCAAGAAGUAGAUUUUAUAUACGUCUACCCGAUACAACUACAUGAAACAUUCAUUUCUUAUGUUCACUUGUGUUCAACAGUAUCGUUGGGGGUUUUUUUUCAG
Aplysia californica (California sea hare) is the source of this 1081-nucleotide messenger RNA. RefSeq lists its product as uncharacterized. Gene Ontology annotation, molecular function: S-adenosylmethionine-dependent methyltransferase activity. NCBI's taxonomy places the organism in Eukaryota, Metazoa, Mollusca, Gastropoda, Aplysiida, Aplysiidae. The record is from RefSeq and is a predicted model, not a curated record.